AUGCAGAAGAUCAAGCAGGCAUUCAUCCCCCGUCCCGAUCAUCAGGCCGCAGCGAACCACGCCGCCAGCCAAACAGAUCCUGGCACACCCCAACAGGACCCAAGCCUGAAAGAUGUCCAGAAUAUUACAGGGUUGGGCCAGCACAAGCGGGAUGACCUCAACCCGGAGGCCCAGAAAGAGCUGCAACAAUUACGCAGCACCCUCCAAAACAACAUCCAGUCGUCGCGUAUGCAGCACCAUGCCUUUGAACCUCUCUCACUACCGGGCUCCCAGCCAGCCUCACGAGUUCCUUCCGGCACAAAUACACCACAGCGUCGACCUUAUAUGCACGCGCGCUCAGGCCACAACUCCACUGCACCCUCGCCGCCGACCUCCGCCGUGCAUUCACCACCCUUGACGCCCGCCGCCACUCACACACGAGAUGGCGGCAAUGCUGCACCCCCUACCAGUGCGCCAGCGGUGCGACCGCCGCAGGACAUCAUGACCCCUCAGCGGUCAGCAUCACCUCAGCGUAAUGACGCUGCUGGACCAGUAUCAAGCCACCCGAAGACACAGCCGUCUCACUCUCUUGGUCCCAGUGGUGACUCUCAGCCGCCCUCAAAGGAUGCGAGCCCGAACGCGACACCCAGUAGCACUGCGCCCGGCACUCCACGGCCUUUUACUCCCUCCACCGACGCAAGCAGAGGGAAGCGACAGUCCACUGCAGAAACAUCCGAGUCAAAGUUCAGAUUUGGCAGCAGAGAUCCCGCUAUAGGCUUUUCGAGCUCAGGCACAGGACCAUCGUUACCCUCCAACACCCCAGUGCUACCCAGGAACAACUCCGGCAGCAUUAAGCCAUUACAGAAGGUGGAGCAGGAGAAGCGGUCGAGCUUCUUCGGAGGCAGCAAGCACGACAAUGACAGCUCGUCGACGCUUAAUGAGAAGGGCCACUCUCACUCUGGGUCCAAGUCGAAUCUUAAGCGCUUUUUUAAGGGGCUCGGCAAGCACGAUAGUCAUAAAGAGAAGGACCAUGAUCGAAAGCACGACUCGAAUGGACACUCCAAAGAUGGUACUAGGACACCCACGCACAGCACGACAGGUGAUGCGCCUGCAGUGCCCUUUGCUGACGACCACGGCCUGCAGUCAAAGUACGGCAAGUUCGGCAAGAUGCUUGGUUCUGGUGCGGGCGGAUCCGUGCGUUUGAUGAAGCGAAGCGGCGAUGGUACUGUCUUUGCAGUGAAGCAAUUUCGAGAUCGACACGCCUACGAGAGCGAGCGGGAGUACAACAAGAAAGUCACGGCAGAGUUCUGUAUCGGAUCAACCCUCCAUCACGGCAACGUCAUCGAGACCAUCGACAUCGUGCACGAGAAGGGCAAAUGGUAUGAGGUGAUGGAGUAUGCGCCAUUCGAUCUCUUCGCGACAGUCAUGACUGGCAAGAUGGGGCGAGAAGAAGUGACGUGCUCGACACUGCAAGUGCUCAGCGGCGUGCUAUACCUUCACAGUAUGGGUUUGGCACACAGAGACUUGAAGCUCGACAAUGUCGUCAUCAACGAGCACGGCAUUAUGAAGCUGAUCGAUUUCGGAAGCGCGGUCGUCUUCAGAUACCCGUUUGAGAGCGACAUUGUCUUGGCGACAGGUGUCGUCGGAUCGGAUCCAUAUCUCGCGCCCGAGGUGUACGACCACACACGCUACGAUCCUCGAGCUGCUGACAUCUGGUCGAUUGCAAUAAUGUUCUGCUGCAUGACGCUGCGCCGAUUUCCAUGGAAGGCACCGAGGUUGUCAGACAACAGCUACCGGCUCUUCGUGUCGCCGCCAGAUCCGGACCAAGAUAAGGUACUCGAUCAGCAUCGAAGGUCACUGGCUCCCGGCAGCAAGACUGCUUCCACUGCCCCGCCGUCGAGAAAUCCAAGCGCUGACGACUCGGCAAAUGAUAACUCACCAGAACAUAAGCACCAUCACCACCACAACCCGAGCCAGGGAGGUUCCGAGUCCGUCAGCAGGCAGACUACAGCCAGCAAUCCUGACCAGCAACCUACUAUCAAAGGUCCCGUGCGACUCCUCAGAUUGCUGCCGCGCGAGACCAGACAUAUCAUCGGCCGUAUGCUGGAGCUGGAUCCGAAAAAGCGUGCUGACAUGGACGAAAUUCUAGCCGAUCCGUGGGUGCAGAACUCACUGGUGUGCAGGCAAGAAGAGAAUGGCGUCAUCAUCAAGGCGCCUAAUCACACACAUACGCUGCAACCGAGCAAUGCUGGAGGCUAG
Messenger RNA from Fulvia fulva, 2238 nucleotides. Its product is annotated as Serine/threonine-protein kinase oca2. The record is from RefSeq and is a predicted model, not a curated record. Gene Ontology annotation, biological process: protein phosphorylation; intracellular signal transduction. Gene Ontology annotation, molecular function: ATP binding; protein serine/threonine kinase activity. The transcript is spliced from 3 exons. NCBI's taxonomy places the organism in Eukaryota, Fungi, Ascomycota, Dothideomycetes, Mycosphaerellales, Mycosphaerellaceae. The coding region runs from base 1 to 2238 and encodes 745 amino acids.